This is a messenger RNA of Aspergillus uvarum CBS 121591, 1515 nucleotides long. RefSeq names its product Zn(II)2Cys6 transcription factor. Gene Ontology annotation, biological process: positive regulation of transcription by RNA polymerase II. The transcript has 4 exons. Gene Ontology annotation, molecular function: transcription cis-regulatory region binding; zinc ion binding; DNA-binding transcription factor activity, RNA polymerase II-specific. The record is from RefSeq and is a predicted model, not a curated record. Gene Ontology annotation, cellular component: nucleus. NCBI's taxonomy places the organism in Eukaryota, Fungi, Ascomycota, Eurotiomycetes, Eurotiales, Aspergillaceae. The coding region runs from base 1 to 1515 and encodes 504 amino acids.
AUGACACCCCCGCAGGCCUGCUAUACCUGCCGAUAUCGGCGCAUUCAGUGCGAUCAAGCGGCGCGACCCUGCGGAAAAUGCAAGAAGGCGGGGGUGGAAUGCCUGGACAAGAGACCCGUCCGAUGGGUCAAGGGCAUCUCCAUCCGAGGCAAGCGAAAAGGGUUGUCUCUCAGCAACUCUGAUGCAAGCCCUUCGACCGGAUCGGCCAUCAUCCCUUUUGUCGUACGCUCCAGACCCUCUGCUUCAGCCAUAGAUCAUGUAACCAAGAUGGCGCCUCCCACGAUGCCGUUCGAGCUCGGAGAUCCUUCUGUCGCCUGCUUAGAUUCAACCUCAAAAUACUACUUCAGCUACUAUGAGGACAGUAUAUGCAGCCUCUUCAUCGUUUGCGAUAGCGAUAGCAACCCAUUCCGAAAACUCAUGUCGCUAGCCUUGAGUGACGCCACUCUUUUGAAGGCUGCUCUCGCCCUGGCAGCGCGCCACAGAGCGAACCUGGGCUAUUCGUUCCAACGGUACGACGAAGAAAGCCCUCCCACUCACCUCAAUGUGCACCAGGACGCCCUGGGAUACAAACAUCGCGCAAUCAAGGCAAUCUCAAAUGCACUCAAUGAUCCGAUUUUAUGCGGCCAAGACAGCACCGUGGCCAGCGUGUUCUUGUUGAUCUUUCUCGACUUAUUGGAGUCUGGAAGCGAUCGGUGGAAUUUUCAUCUAGAGGGUGCGAAAAAGCUGAUCCGUUUCAGCCAGCACCAAGCUCGCGAGCCUGGGCAGACGGUCAAGCUCAUUCGAGACUUCAUUAAUAGUCAGAUAUACCUCAUUGAGACGCUUGGCGCGACCUUCGUGCGUCCCAAUCUGUUAACGGAUUCAAAUCCGUUAGAUCAAGCACGCGUGGUGCCCAAGGAAACACAGGCCGUAGAGCAGUCGUUUCUCGGCUGCCCAGACUACCUGUUGAUUGCCAUUCGAUGCAUUUCGCUCUCGCGCGACGCAAUCCACGAUCCUUUCGACCAGGAGACAUUGGAGUACCAUAAGUACAACGUGGCAUCGGUCGUACAGAUGGUGACGGAGUUUGAUUGCUGGGCCUGGGCCGUUAACUUGCCACAGUCUGACCAGACCCAAGAGAAUGCGAUAAACGACCUUUGCAUGUUAGCUGCGUCCUACAAGCUCGGGGCCGAGAUCUACGGGCAGCGCGUUCUCGACACUCUAUGCCACACGAACACUUCAAUAACCGAUCUUCUAAUCCAGUUGAUCCAUUCCAUCGAAGCACUCUGCGCCAGCGACAAUCUUCUCAAAUGUGCUCUAUGGCCGAUCUGUAUUGCAGGCUUGGAGUGCGACCAGGCCGGGGAAAGAGACUUUUUGAUUCAGUCGCUCGAGCAAUUCUGGGACAAAACAAAAUGCGUCAACGUGAUUAAUGCAGCCAAGAUCUUGCAAGCGCAUUGGCAGCGCAGUGGCCGUCAAGCACGGGACUCCUCGCCGUGGAUCAUUGAUAUUGGGCUAUCCGGGCGUGAUUGGCUUCUGAUUUAA